CAGCGCGUGUCCCCUGUCAAGCCCCUUCCAAUCUCAAGCUUAUACGUCAUUUCCGUUAAAACGACAGAUUAUGUCUGCACGACCGGAAUUGGGGAACAAUAGCACAGUCUGGUUAAUCCUGAUUAAACUACAUAGGAACGUUCCGCUGGUAGGGGAUCGUCGGACACUUUUAAAAGUGACAUCCGGAAGCUGAUAUCUUAAAUUUGUAUUUUUUUGUAGUUUUGAAAGAUUUGUAAAUCCACUAAAGGAAGUGAAUACGGAGUAACAGAAUAGUGCGGACAGAUAAUCUUGUAAGUCUUAAAAACAAACUCUUUAAUGGUUUCUGGCUGGCGGGCAGAAAACGCAGUCCAUGGCCGCAUGCUUGUAGUUAUGGAACUGCGUUGUUGAGGUAUCAUAUAGACCAGGGAUUCUCAACCUUUUCAACCACAAGGACUUUUACAAGUAUCUGCAGCAAAGUAGGUAACCUCGGUAUUUUCCCCGACCAGGGCGAGAGCUCCCUUCGGUGAUAAGGUACAGUCAUCACUUGUUGUGAAACAGUUUCUUCCUUGUAAUGAGUCAAGCCCAGAACUGCAAGUUGAACUCCCUGAAAGUAGGUCUGUCAUGGUCGAAGGCCAAGAAGAAAGUACAGUCUAAGGGUACAGCAUCCCACAGUGUGUCAUCUGCCCCGCAAAGGAGUGCCAUCCCCACAUCUAACACAGAAAGAAUUUUCCAAGAUUUUUCAUUACCAAGGAGGCUGCCGUGUAAAGGUCAGGCACUAAUCCAGGAUCAUAAUACUGCAUGUAAUUUAGGACAUAAUGGAGAGACAGCCAAGCAAUGCAGCAACACUGCACAGUAUGACCUACUGCCCGAAGAGGAUACUGAGCAGGGUUUGGUCAUAACUUUGGAUGAUGAGCAACCUAAUGAGCAAAAAACACUCAGGAAGAAAAGUGGGGGGAGGAGGAGGAGGGAUGAGGAGGUCAGUGAAGCCCCUAGGCCUCGUCCAGAUCAGGCGCGCCCCAUGGAGGUGGAGAUCGACCAGCAGCUAGACUGGGAGCUAGAGAGCAAGUCCAGGCAGCACAACCUAACAACAGUCAAUGUGCGCAACAUCAUCCAUGAAGUCAUCACCAACGAGCAUGUUGUUGCCAUGAUGAAAGCUGCCAUCGCCGAGUCGGAGGCCAUGCCCAUUUUUGAGCCGAAGAUGACACGCUCCAAGCUGAAGGAAGUGGUGGAGAGAGGCGUGGUUAUUCCUACGUGGAACAUCUCCCCUAUAAAGAAGCCUGAGAGGGAUAAGCCUCCCCAGUUUGUAGACAUUCCUCUGGAGGAAGAGGAUUCUUCUGAUGAAGAAUAUUGCCCUGAUGAGGAAGAGGAAGAUGAGACUGCAGAAGAGACACUCCUGGAGAGUGACAUGGAGAGCACAGCCUCCUCUCCGCGGGGCAGCCGAGCAGGGCCAACCAGGGCUGUCAUCGAGUAUGAUGAGGAGUGCAGCAGCAGCCCAACACAGGGAGAACACCAGUCAAGGCACCUCCAGGUGGAGGUGGUUCCCAUGGGCCCCCCACCUCCCCCACAGCCGCUGAGAUCCCCAUCCCAUCCCAUGGCCUCAUCCGAAUGCAGCUUCAUGGAGAAGCUUCACGCAGUAGAACAGGAACUGGCCACUGGACCAGUGUCUAUGGAGCCCUUCCAGGCCCUGAAUAGCAACGGCGGUCAUGGGAACAGCCUAAUGGCCUUCCGCACACGCUCCAAGCGCCCCUUGCGGGAUGUCCCACUGGGUCAGCUGGAGGCAGAGCUGCGUGCCCCUGACAUCACCCCGGACAUGUAUGAGUGUGACUCUGGCCCUGAGGACAGGGAGUGGGCCCAGUGGCUGCAGGGUCUCAUGGCAUCAGAUGUGGAGAAUGAGGAAGAGGCCGAUGAUGACGAUGACCCAGAGUACAACUUUCUGGAGGACAUCGACGAACCGGACCUGGAGGACUACCGAAAUGACCGGGCAGUCCGCAUCACCAAAAAGGAGGUGAAUGAGCUGAUGGAGGAGCUGUUUGAAACGUUCCAUGAUGAUCUUGGGGUCCAGGAUGUUGAUGAAGAACUGCAUGAAGAAGAACAAGAAAAGGACGAAGCAGUACCAGCAGCAGGGUCUCCAAAAUUCAACAUCCCACAAGCCAUCAGAUUCGAGGAGCCGCUGGUCCACCUGCUCAAGGAGCAGCACCGCACAGUGAAGGAGCAGCUAGAGGCCCUGCGGAGGCGUCGGGCUCUGCUGGGGAGUUUGGCUCCGCCCCUUCCAGUUGUGGCCCCAGCCCCAUCCCGCCCCCUCACACUAAGCCACAUUCAGAAACAGCAGCUUCAGCAGCAGGUGCAGCAGCACACACAGCUGCUGCUUCAGGUGCACAUGCUGAGCCGGCAAGUGGUGGCCCUACAGAGUGAGGCAGACACCACGCGCGUCUUCCUGUCAGAGCUCCAGAUGUUUGCGCAGCGCAGUGAGCAGGCUCAGGGUACGAUGAAGAUUGGCUUUGUUAGUGCCUUCAGAGCCUGCAACCUGCAGGGGGCAUUAUCCCUGCUGGAGGAGCUGACCGACCUUGCUCCCCUCGACACGGCCUUGUCCCAGCUACGGCACGCCACCUCUGCUUGCUCAUACCCUGUGUUGCCUGCACAGCUAGCCUGGCUGCUGGCCACCCGGCCAGUCUUCCUCUACCCUGAACUCCUUCCACACCGCAGUGUGGACCCCAGCCAGCACCCGCCUCGCUUAAACACCAUCUACACCCGGGGCGAGGAGAGCCUCUUGGUGCAAAGUCUGAGAAACUUCAGUGAGACAGUGAACCCCUACCAGCUCAUGUGCCAGUACCUUCUCAUCACCAAAUCUCCCAGACAAAUCCGCAGGCGCAUCCACGAUAUGUGCCAGCCUACUUCCCCUGCCAACAUUGUGAAGUUCUUUUAUCAGCACAAGAAGGUUCCACGUAUGUUGCUGCCCUGUAGCAGAGUGACACCGGAAGAACAGUGCCCCCCAGUGGAGAGAGAGGAGAUGGUGCUUCCCAUGUGGCUGAGGAAGAGCUUGCCUCACAUCUUUAAAGUGGUAGAAGAGUAUAACCACCAGUCAGCUGGGGACAUAACUGUGGAAAGUCAAAGAAAGGGCUCUUAUACUUUCCCUAGUGGUACUCACUAUCCACCUUCCCUCCCAGAGACCCUGACCCUACGUCCUGCUGGCUUCAGAUGCCUGCGACAAUCGGCCCACAUUCCUAAAGCUAGUGUCUGCCAAAUUUCAGCCCCUGCUUCUGUGAACAGUGCCACCUUGAGCUCAGAAAGACAAGUGGUGCCACCUUGUGCAGAGGAUCGUGUCCAGCAAAUGCCCCAACGUAAAUUGUGUCCCAUCCAGCCUGCCCCGCCCAAACCUCAGCAUCAGCUCCUCACUAUGGCUGUGAGUGGAGCACUGAAUGUGCUUGAUCUGACAGGGAAAGCCACUGUGGGAAAUGUCUGUGCAUCCAGUGGAAGUGAAAUGCUGAGUUUGGCACCUGGCCAGGGCUGUGCCAGUGGUUCUCCUGCUGUUGUCAUCAGUCUGGUCACACCUGUAAGUGCCCCCAUCAUUAGUCCUGCUCCCGCACACAGCAAAUUGACAGGGACUGAGUCUGCUUUGCUUAUCCAGGAACCAGUAUCUUGCUUUGCAAGUUCCCUGGACCAGUCCUAUAAGCUUCCCCAAAAAACCCCUCCCUCAAACCUAGGACUUCCUACUCAAACGCUGUUCUUCUCUCCCUUGCCACUUGUUCCUCCUGCUACUACCCUACAGCCAAACCCAAACCUAAUCCCAUCCACAGUCCCCAUGUGCAACAGGACUGAACUCCCAGUGACUCCCAGUUUUCAUUCGGUCCAUGCCAUUUCUACUCCUGCACAGAGGUGCAGCAAAAACAGCCCCAGCCAUUCCAUCAUCGAUGAGGUUGUGGCUUCUCCUGGCAGAAUUUGGCCUAGUUGCCCAGCCUUUUUGGGUCAAACUGAAGUACUGGAUGUUCCUGAUGCCAGAGUGGAUUUCACAGAAGUUCCAUGUACACCAGGGUCUCCAUCCCAGGACUGUUACAUUCUAUCUGGGCCCCAAUCUAGCAUGGCAUCAGAAGCCAUAGGCCUGAAGCAGGCUGUGAAUCAGGCAAAGGUCCAGCACAUUUCAGCAUUGCAGGGUACUAGGGAACACUGGAUCUCGGCUGCAACAGCCAGUCCAAGAAACCAUGGGAUCUCACCUACCCCUGAUACGCUGGGCUACAGGAAACUGACUGCGGGGUCUCCAUCCAAAGACUGCCCUUCUCAUUGGGAAGACAAGAGAUGGGAUGAAGAGGAAGUAAGAGAGGAGGAGGAGGGACAUGAUUAUGGAGGUCUGCUGCUGGCUUUAUCAGAAUCAUCCAUGAGCCCACACUCCAGUCUGGACAGCCAUAGUGACACCUUGCAGAGGACAAGUGAUGCAAAAUGGCUAGAAAAUGGAAGACUGGGGGACGGUGACAGAAACAGAAAAGCAGUCAGGGAGCGGGAGGGAAUGCAGUGGAAGGAGAACAUUGCACGGGGCGCGAUAGCGGAGGAUGGGCAGAGUGGGAGGGGCGGUCAUAACCAUGGUCAAGUAGAGGACUGUGAAGAUCGGCCAGAAGAUGACGAUGAGGAGGCAAUGUCUUCAGCCUCAGAAAAGUCUGUGCUCUCUGUGCCUGAGUUGCAGGAGACCAUGGACAAACUGAGCUGGCUGGCUUCAGAGAGCAGGUUACACGAGGACAGUGAUUCACAGGAGGACAAGUACCUGCAAUCCUCCAGUCACCUCAGCACUUCCUGCGCAAUCACUACUUCUAUUUACCAGAACUUCCAGCUGGAGGAAGAGGUGGAGCUUAACAAAGGAGGGCCUGUACUCUUGCCAGUUAGGGAGGCUUCCCUGGUAGCAGGCCUGACCCACACCUUUGACAGGGAAAAAGAUCAUGUGGACAACUACCCCCUGAUGGAGAGGAAACAUGUGGCCUUAGCUCAGCUGAGCCUUAACCAGUUUGAGCAACAGCUGGAGAGCAGCAUUGGAGAUGCACCUUCUUGCUACCAGGAGGUGCUGGCUGUCCUUCAGGGGAGCCACAAGCUUAGCAGCACAGGCCGAAAGGAGAUGAAGGCGCACAUCUCCAAGCAUUUAAAAGGCCGCCCUUGCCUGCAGAAAGAAUUCUGGACGCUUUUUAAUAAGCACCAUCCAAGCCCCUUACACCACAGCCAGCCUGAGGAGGCCACUGAACGGUUGAGCCUGGAGGGAGCAAAGGGAUUUUUCAAGCUUUCACCUGUAAAAUCAAGGAGUAACAUAGAGAAACUCAGCAUCCACAGAAAUAAGAAGUCUUCCAGGGUGGUGAAGAGUCAUUAUAUCACAUCCAUCCCAACAAAGGCCCCUCUAGCCCAGACUCACCCAGGAGAAGGAAAGUGGGGUACAGAGCUCAAGGGUGCGAGAGACAGAGUCCUUCCACACACAGAGGAAAACAAGGAGGAGCGAAUGGAGCAAGUGGAUGGAAAAGUCAGCGAGGGCAGGGGAGAGAGUGAGAACCCCCCAGGUCCCAAGCGGGCCCAUCGCAGCCCACUCGCAGAUCCUGUACUUCCUGCUAAAAACAUUUCCCUCACACCAAGUGGUGAGAAAGUCAUUGUGUGGACAAGGGAAACCGACCGUUUGAUAUUACUCACUUGUCAAAAGCAAGGAGCCAACUGGAACACUUUUCAAGCACUCUCAGCUCAGCUAGGCAACAAAUCAGCCAGUGAGGUUGCUAAGCGUUUCCGCAAUCUCCUGCACCUUUUCCAUGCCAUAUCCAAACUGGCUUGCUCAGAGAACCAACCUAGUACUGAAGAAAGGCCACAGAAGGAGCCUGACUGAGCAAAGGUGAACACAAGCCCACAGAGGACUCUUAAGGCUCUUAAGAGACUCAGGGAGGACGUUGCUCUGUGCAUUUGGCCUGACUACCCAGUUCUGAAAUCCAGACAUCAGAGGUGUGGCUGGACUUUACCGCUACAGAACAUCUGAACACUCAGUUCUAAACGGCUAUGAACAAAAGAAGCCUUCCUGUUGUUCAUUUGAUUUCAUUAUCAGUAUUAAAAAGAAUUUGGGGUGUACAUGAAAGUAACUAAACAAUGGUUUUAACAGUGGAAAUGGUACUCAGUCAUAAACCUUUUUUUCAUUGUACCUGGUUCUCCAUAAUUGCUGGUCAAGUGAACCAAUGAAGGUGAAAAAUUCGAGUUUGAAUUUACUUUCGACCAAAAAAAAAAAAAAAAACCCAAGUGAGUAACCCAAGUGAAGAAGAUUAACAAUGAAUUGUGCAGCUGUACGUUAUCUGUUAUCAAGAGAACAUUGUAUAUAUUAUACAAUGUAAAUGACUAGGUAGACGCUGAAUAUAGUUUGUUUUUGUAUAUAUGUAUGUAAUUGUAUAAAAUGUAUUACUAUAAAUGGAAGACUGCUAAUAUAAAACCUGCAUUAAAAAUA
Molecule: messenger RNA, 6421 nt
Organism: Brienomyrus brachyistius
Lineage: Eukaryota; Metazoa; Chordata; Actinopteri; Osteoglossiformes; Mormyridae
Product: GON-4-like protein
Exons: 28
Coding region: 551-5818 (1755 amino acids)
Biological process (GO): regulation of DNA-templated transcription
Cellular component (GO): nucleus
Molecular function (GO): transcription coregulator activity
Source: RefSeq, a predicted model, not a curated record